Messenger RNA from Astyanax mexicanus (Mexican tetra), 3341 nucleotides. Its product is annotated as neutral ceramidase. Gene Ontology annotation, molecular function: N-acylsphingosine amidohydrolase activity. Bases 97 to 2313 code for a protein of 738 amino acids. Lineage: Eukaryota; Metazoa; Chordata; Actinopteri; Characiformes; Acestrorhamphidae. Gene Ontology annotation, biological process: sphingosine biosynthetic process; ceramide catabolic process; long-chain fatty acid biosynthetic process. The transcript is spliced from 21 exons. The record is from RefSeq and is a predicted model, not a curated record. Gene Ontology annotation, cellular component: extracellular region.
GGGGAAGGUGAGAGACCAGCCUAAAACUACACAGAGUAAACUUGUUAAUGAUCUCAAGGCAGCUAGGAGCACAGUCACUAAGAAAACCAUUGAAGAAUGGCUCGUAAAGCUGUCUGCUGUGGCCUCAGCAGUCUGGAGCUGGUGCUCAUGGUUCUGUUCCUGCUGAUGACUGGAAUUGCAGUGGCGCUCAUCACUGUGUUAGCCAUCAACCUCAACUCCCCAACAGAGAAGCCAGAAGAACCCAUUCCAUCAAUAAACCCGCCAAAGAACCCAUAUCUGAUUGGACUGGGCCGAGCAGACUGCACUGGACCAGCGGCUGAUGUGCCCUUGAUGGGCUACGCCAACCUGGAACAGACUGCAGGAGGGAUCCACACUCGUCUGUUCAGCAGGGCCUUUAUUGUGGAUGAUGGCAGUAAGAGGGUGGUGUUUGUGACUGCAGAAAUAGGCAUGAUCUCCCAAAGACUGAGACUAGAGGUGCUGAAAGAGCUGGAGCUGAAGUACGGAGAUCUCUACAGGCAAGACAACGUAAUUCUGAGUGGAACACACACACACUCCGGCCUGGCGGGCUAUUUCCAGUACACACUCUUUAUGAUCACCAGUAAAGGCUAUAUCAAGUCAUCUAUCCAACCCAUCGUCAAUGGAAUUGUGAAGAGCAUUGACCUGGCGCAUAGGAACAUGAGGCCUGGAAGAAUCUUCAUAAAUAAAGGAGAGCUUCUGGAUAACACUCGCAACAGGAGUCCGCACUCGUACCUGAACAAUCCUGAAGAGGAGCGAAAGCGAUACAAACAUGACACCGACAAGCAAGUUGUGACCCUGAAGUUUACAGAUCUAGAUGGAGACGGAGUAGGAAUGCUCAGCUGGUUUGCUGUUCAUUCAGUCAGUAUGCAUGAAACCAAUCAUAUGGUGAGCUCAGACAACCUCGGCUAUGCUGCCUAUCUGUUUGAGCAGGACAAAAACAUAGGCUCUUUACCUGGGCAGGGUUUGUUUGUAGCAGCGUUAGCUUCUGCUAACAGUGGAGAUGCGUCUCCUAACACUCGUGGUCCGUACUGUAUAAAUACGGGAGAGAGAUGUGAUUACCUCAACAGCUCCUGUCCCAUUGGUGGGAGAGAAAUGUGUCUUGCCUUUGGUCCAGGAAAAGAUAUGUUUGAAAGCACAAGAAUUCUAGGAGAGAAUAUCUACAGGAAAACAAAGGAGCUGUAUGGAAGUGCUGAGCAGGAGCUGCAGGGCAGCAUCCAUGCUGCUCAUCAGUGGGUCAACAUGACAGACGUCACGGUCCAGCUUGACUCCACCCAUAGCGGUAAGACAUGUAAACCAGCACUGGGCCACAGUUUUGCUGCAGGAACGACUGAUGGAGGCGGAGCUCUCAACUUCACACAAGGGUCAGUUGAAGGAGAUCUAUUCUGGGAUGGUAUAAGGGAUGCGCUUGUUGGCGUUCCUUCCCAAGAAACUCAGGACUGUCAUGCUCCUAAACCCAUUCUCUUCAACACUGGUGAGAUGAACAAGCCCUUCCCAUGGCACCCAGCCAUAGUGGACGUUCAGAUGAUCACCAUCGGCUCACUGGCCCUAGUGGCAGUUCCAGGAGAAGUGACCACCAUGUCAGGUAGAAGGAUCAGAGAGGCUGUAAAACAGGAGCUGGAGAAGCAAAAUGCCUUCACCAACCCGGAAGUUGUGGUUGCUGGUCUGUGCAAUGUCUACACACACUACAUUACUACGUAUGAAGAAUACCAGGUGCAGCGCUAUGAAGCAGCAUCCACUAUUUAUGGUCCUCACACUCUCUCAGCCUACAUCCAGCACUUCAGAGGCCUGGCCAGAGCCAUAGCAGAGGGUAAAGUGGGGGAGCUGCCGAAGGGCCCUGAGCCUCCAUUCUUCAGUAAUCUCUUCUCUCUACUGCCAGAAGUACCUGUAGAUAAAAGCCCAGGAAAUACCACCUUCGGACAGGUGAUCCAGCAGGUCGAUCCUCUUUAUAAAGUGGGUGAAGUUGCAACCGUCACUUUUGUUGCUGGAAACCCAAGAAACUCCGGGGACAUGAGAGACAAGACCUUCAUCACAGUGGAGAAGUUUCACAACAGCACCAGCACAUGGGAGGUUGUUCAUACAGAUGCAUCAUGGGAAACCAGGUUUUACUGGAUUAAGGGGACUGCUAAUCAGAGUAAUGCCACUGUGGAGUGGCACAUCCCUCUCUCAGCAGAGUCCGGCGCCUACAGGAUCCGACACUUCGGCCACUACAAACAGCGCGUGAUAUUUCCUGUGAUCACUGCAUACGAGGGAUCUUCACACACGUUCAGAGUCACCAAAACACUCUAUUCUCUAUAACACUCUGUUCUCUGUAACACUGUUUAGUCUAAAGCCCUAUCUGGACGGGAUUCGUUUUCACAGGAGGGUCCUCUGCGAUUUUAUUUCACUUUUAUUUAUAUUUUAUUAUCUCUGAGUUUCAUCACCUCACGUUCAAUGAAAUAGCUAUUUGUCCACUGCCACACACCAUAUUUACACUUUGAGCAUGUGUCUCCAUGGAGAUGCACGUAAACACAACAGCGAGUGCAAAUGGAGGAGCUACUGAACCAAUUCCUCAGUGUAGGAAAUACAAAUUUGCCCUAAACCUCAAUAAAUUGCUGAAGGUUGCUGAACUUAAGUGCUCCACGGCUAUCAUCACAUUAGCCUAAAGAGGUGGUUUCGGUGCAGAUAUACUGAACCAUUUUAAUACCAAUAUAUGAUUAGUUUGCACUGUGAGAACACUUCUUUAGAUUUGUUAUUUUAACCAAUUACAGAAGUUUGAGGCAGGCUUACAUCAACCAUUUAAACAAUAGAAGAAGAAAAAGAAGUGGUGUUGUGCUGAAAGGCCUGGCGCAUACAACAGGUUACACUGGUGAUUUCUGUAUCUACCGUAACUGUAGAUUAAAGGUUUUUAAAUUGUUUGUACUUAUUCUGCCAUGGGACCCACAUGCACUUAAAAGGAAAAAAAAAAUUCAGAAGAGAGGGCAAAAGAGCAGAAUUCAGCACAACACCUCCAAAUUGACAACACUUGUCAAAUUAAAGACAUUCUACAGGCUAAUGUAGGUAAACUCCACCCACAGGUGCUAAAGACAGGACGUAGUAUAUAGUUCUGCAAAGCGCUGAAUCCCUAAACUACAGUGUGAAACCAACACUUGCCUGACACAAUGUGCAGUAUAAAAUGUAAUAAAUACAUCAACCUUGAUUCACAGGGUCUACUUCCUUUGAUACUAUUCUUUUAAACUCUCUACUGCUUCUGAAAUAAUACUCAAGUUUCUUGGUUUAAUGCUGUAACUAUAUUUGCUUCUUGAGAAAAAAAUGUUGUACGCUUUUGCUGUUUAAAUAUUUAACAA